GGGAAAAAGGUGGAAGCGACACGUGCGCCCGUUCGCUGGGUUCCAUGCUGGCGGGUGACCUCGAAAUAGUCCCUCCCACUUCCCCCUCCAACGGGGGGCAAAAUCGAAAGAAAAAUAACUCUAAACCCUUCCACCUCCUGUUUUUCGUCCGAUCUCAUCCCACCUCCGCCUGCGAGAUCCCCAGAUGGCCUUAGCCGGGCGGCGGGACGCCCCCCUCAUGCUACGCGGCGGGGGGAAGCCCUUGUCACGCGGGUCCCGCAUCGCGGUCGCGGUCGCCGUCGGCGUCGCGCUCGGCUGCGUCUUCGCCUUCCUCUACCCCGACGGCCUCUUCUUCCGCCCGUCCGCCUCUGCUCUCCAAUGGCCGCUCCAUGUUGACUCGACUGCUUGUGAAUCAUCAGAGAGGGUCACCAACCUUAAGUCCCAGUUGGCAUCAUUAGAGAGGAAGAAUGCUGAGCUGAGCAAGCAGAUUAAUGAACUAUCCAUGAAACUUCAAUCAGAUGGACAAAGAAAAGAUGAGACUCUGUAUAAGGCUGGUCCUCUUGGAACUGUCAAGGCUUUGAGAACAAAUCCAACAGUAAUCCCUGAUGAAACUGUUAAUCCCAGGUUGGCCAAGAUACUGGAAGAUGUUGCUGUGAAAAAGGAACUUAUUGUUGCAUUGGCAAACUCCAACGUAAGAGAGAUGCUUGAAGUUUGGUUUACCAACAUCAAGCGAGUUGGUAUUCCAAACUAUCUAGUGGUAGCAUUGGAUGAUAAUAUAGAAAGCUUCUGCAAAUCAAAAGGGGUUCCAGUGUACCGACGUGAUCCUGAUGAUGGUGUUGACAAUAUUGCAAAAACUGGUGGAAACCAUGCAGUGUCUGGACUUAAAUUUCGUGUUUUAAGGGAGUUCUUGCAGCUUGGAUAUAGUAUUCUCCUCUCUGAUAUUGAUAUUAUUUUGUUGAGGAACCCAUUUGACCAUCUUUACAGAGAUUCUGAUGUGGAGUCCAUGAGUGAUGGCCACAACAAAAUGACGGCUUAUGGUUUCAAUGAUGUGUUUGAUGAACCUUCCAUGGGCUGGGCAAGAUAUGCUCACACAAUGCGGAUUUGGGUUUACAACUCUGGAUUUUUCUAUAUAAGACCGACAAUUCCUUCUAUUGAACUUCUGGAUCGUGUAGCUGGCCGCCUUUCUCGUGAGAAGGCAUGGGACCAGGCAGUUUUCAAUGAGGAACUUUUCUUCCCAUCUCAUCCAGGUUAUGAAGGUCUUCAUGCAUCCAGAAGAACCAUGGAUAUAUAUCUGUUUAUGAACAGCAAAGUUCUCUUCAAGUCUGUGCGGAAAGAUGCUCAGCUCAAGAAGUUAAAGCCAGUAAUUGUGCAUUUGAACUACCAUCCGGACAAGUUAGAUCGGAUGAAAGCUGUCAUUGAGUUCUAUGUCAAUGGGAAACAAGAUGCACUGAUGCAUUUCCCUGAUGGAUCAGAAUGAGAAAACUGCAGUUUUUCAGGAUUGCAUAUCAUGUGAAACACUGCUGUGGACCGGAUUUGAGCACCAGAUAUUUUGUGUCCGUGAUGUAAAUCGUCGCUCCAUUCAUGUGUUCUGGGUUUAGAGGUACAUAAAGUGAUCUGAUCUUGAUUUGUUCUUUUCUGCUGCGUCGCUAACCAAAAUGCAACGUGGAGAACAUGUACAUUCUUACCCACCAGCAUAUGCCCAUUCGACCCGUUGUCCGGUACCUACCGCCCGCUGCUUCAGCACGUUUUCCCGUCUUCUUCACUACAGGCACCGAUCGUUUUCUCUUCACACGUCGCCACGCCUGUAGGUAGCGCCACUGUGCCUACUCGAUACAGAACAUGCCCCCAUUCCGUCAAAUCGUCUUAGGCUGCUGGCGCAAUGGCCUGGAAAAGAAUCAAAAGAAAGGAGAAUCGGGCUGUGUAUAUAGUGCUAUUUAUUUAGUUGAUUGUAUGUAUCUAGCUUUGUUAAGAAGAGAUUGUGUUUGGCUGUUUCUAUAAGUAUAUAUAUGUUGUAUUAGAUUGAAAUAAAAAUUAAA
Messenger RNA from Phragmites australis (common reed), 2015 nucleotides. RefSeq names its product arabinosyltransferase RRA3-like. Gene Ontology annotation, biological process: root hair cell development. NCBI's taxonomy places the organism in Eukaryota, Viridiplantae, Streptophyta, Magnoliopsida, Poales, Poaceae. The transcript has 3 exons. The record is from RefSeq and is a predicted model, not a curated record. Gene Ontology annotation, molecular function: glycosyltransferase activity. The coding region runs from base 185 to 1456 and encodes 423 amino acids.